AUGGCGGUGGACAGUGUGCUGGUCUCCGGAGGAAACUUUGUGAUAAACAGCCAUAACUACGAUGUCACCGAGAAUGAAUGCCUCAUUUGUCAUGAGGUCCUCGUGCAUGAGCCGAGUUCCCAGAAGAUUGAUAACGAGGAGCCUGGCAGAAUGGCAUUUGAACCGUCCGAAGAGUGCUCGUCAUGUAAGAGACGCACACACACCUACUGUCUAGCCGUCUGGUUCAACAAAGCCUACACCCAAAAGUGUCCCCAUUGUCGAGUCGAGGUGGCCGAAAGCUAUGCUCUCCAAAUCAUCGAGGCCGGACUAGGAGAGUGGGAAGCUAAGAACUGGAAGAACUGGAAGGAUGCAGACGUUUAUUGGCAACAUUACUAUGAUUCCGGCUACGAUGAUCAAUCUGACUCUGGUUACAACUACGAGGCUACGUCUGAGUCUGAGUCUGCCUCUGAUGGUGGGGUGGAUGCAGCAAAUCACGAAGAAGGCACAUCUCGUGUCAAUGAGGAGUAA
Molecule: messenger RNA, 507 nt
Organism: Exophiala bonariae
Lineage: Eukaryota; Fungi; Ascomycota; Eurotiomycetes; Chaetothyriales; Herpotrichiellaceae
Exons: 2
Coding region: 1-507 (168 amino acids)
Source: RefSeq, a predicted model, not a curated record